AUGGCAUUUCGUUCACUUUUCCUUUAGAUGGUGAAACGUGCGUUUGAAAAAAUUCUCAACUCCUGGUAAAAUCUAAAGUUUCACCGUGAUUUUGUAAUUUUAUUAAUCAUAAAUAAAAUGGGCACUUCAGAGGAGGACGAGAAUUCUUCCAAUGUCGGUGAUGAAGAGGAACAGGAAAAUGCGGAGGAGUUUUCUGGAGAUGAAGAAGUCGAAGAAAAUGACAGCGACAAGGACUCCAAUAUUUUAGAGAAUAAGUUGGCAACGGAGAAUGACGAGAAUUCUAUCACGUGGAAAGAUCUUGGAUUAACAGACGCUCUAUGCCAAGCAUGUGAGGAAUUGAAAUGGAAAGCACCAUCCAAAAUUCAAAAAGAAGCAAUACCUGUAGCAUUGCAAGGGAAAGAUAUUAUUGGUUUAGCCGAAACGGGCUCUGGUAAAACGGGUGCAUUUGCUUUACCAAUAUUACAUGCAUUGCUUGAAAAUCCGCAGCGGUAUUUCGCGCUUAUUCUAACACCCACAAGAGAAUUGGCCUUUCAAAUAUCCGAACAAUUUGAAGCACUAGGUAGCUCUAUUGGUGUGAAAUGCUGUGUUGUCGUCGGCGGUAUGGAUAUGGUUUCCCAAGCCUUACAGCUGGCCAAAAAGCCUCAUAUAAUUAUUGCAACACCUGGUCGAUUAGUUGAUCAUCUUGAAAACAUGAAAGGAUUUAAUCUAAAAGCAAUAAAGUAUUUGGUGAUGGACGAAGCAGAUCGUAUAUUAAAUAUGGAUUUUGAGGUGGAACUGGAUAAAAUAUUAAAAGUUUUGCCACGUGAACGACGAACAUUUCUAUUCAGUGCAACUAUGACCAAGAAAGUGAAAAAAUUGCAACGUGCUUCUUUAAAAGAUCCAGUCAAAGUAGAAGUUUCCAAUAAAUAUCAAACGGUUGAGCAGCUCCAACAGUACUAUAUUUUUAUUCCAGUCAAGUUUAAAGAUGUAUAUUUAGUACAUAUAAUAAAUGAGUUGGCUGGCAACAGUUUUAUGAUAUUUUGUAGUACAUGUGCUAACACGGUCCGUACUGCAUUAAUGCUGCGUGCGUUGGGACUCGCGGCCAUACCACUACAUGGACAAAUGUCUCAGAACAAGCGAUUAGCUGCAUUGAAUAAGUUUAAAGCGAAAAACCGAUCCAUUCUUAUUUCUACAGAUGUCGCAUCACGUGGGCUUGAUAUACCUCACGUAGAUGUAGUAUUGAACUUUGACAUACCAACACACAGUAAAGAUUAUAUACAUCGUGUAGGCAGAACAGCUCGUGCAGGACGCUCCGGUAAAGCCGUUACGUUUGUUACACAGUACGAUGUUGAAUUAUAUCAGCGCAUUGAACAUUUACUUGGCAAGCAGUUACCAUUAUAUCCUUGUGAAGAGGAUGAAGUUAUGGCACUACAGGAGAGAGUGAGUGAAGCACAGCGAACAGCUAAGUUAGAGCUUAAAGACUUGGAAGAGAGUAAGGGCAGUAGAAAAGGAAAAUUCAAGAAAAGUGGCGAUGAUUUCGAUGAUUCCGAACAAUUUACUGGCGCUCGUAAACGUAUGAAACCUCAAGGAGGCGGUGGAGGCAAUAAAAAUUGGAAGAAAGCGAAAAGAAAAUAAAUAUUUGCCAAUGUUUAGUGUAAUAGUCAAAAUAAGUAAUGUAAAUAUUCUUAAUAAAUUAUAUUAAUUUUAUAUUUUUCAUGAAAAA
Molecule: messenger RNA, 1702 nt
Organism: Ceratitis capitata (Mediterranean fruit fly)
Lineage: Eukaryota; Metazoa; Arthropoda; Insecta; Diptera; Tephritidae
Gene: pths
Product: probable ATP-dependent RNA helicase DDX47
Exons: 3
Coding region: 118-1614 (498 amino acids)
Molecular function (GO): nucleic acid binding; ATP binding; RNA helicase activity
Source: RefSeq, a predicted model, not a curated record